AUGGUGAUGCGGGCGAAGGACAAUGUCUACCAUCUGGACUGCUUUGCCUGUCAGCUGUGUAAUCAGAGGUUUUGUGUUGGGGACAAAUUUUUUCUAAAGAAUAACAUGAUUCUGUGCCAGACAGACUACGAGGAGGGGCUGCUGAAGGAAGGCUAUGUGGCGCAGGUGCGCUGA
Staurois parvus is the source of this 174-nucleotide messenger RNA. NCBI's taxonomy places the organism in Eukaryota, Metazoa, Chordata, Amphibia, Anura, Ranidae. The record is from the annotation of a GenBank genome assembly.